This is a messenger RNA of Epithele typhae, 1200 nucleotides long. Its product is annotated as endo-1,4-beta-xylanase C precursor. The transcript is spliced from 7 exons. The record is from RefSeq and is a predicted model, not a curated record. Lineage: Eukaryota; Fungi; Basidiomycota; Agaricomycetes; Polyporales; Epitheliaceae. Gene Ontology annotation, biological process: carbohydrate metabolic process. Gene Ontology annotation, molecular function: cellulose binding; hydrolase activity, hydrolyzing O-glycosyl compounds. Gene Ontology annotation, cellular component: extracellular region. The coding region runs from base 1 to 1200 and encodes 399 amino acids.
AUGACAAAGCUCUCCACCACGUUCGCCACCCUUGCUGUGCUCCUCCCCGUCGUGCUCGGCCAGGCGGCGGAGUGGGGCCAGUGCGGUGGGAUCGGCUGGAGCGGUGCGACGACCUGCGUCUCCGGUACGGUCUGCACCGUCCUCAACCCCUACUACUCGCAGUGUCUCCCCGGAUCCGCGUCGUCCACGCCCCCGACAACAACCACUGGUGGCUCGACCCCGACGUCGACUGCGCCCGCGUCGACCGCGACCGGCUUGAACAAGCUCGCCCAGGCGGCGGGGAAGAAGUACUUCGGGAGCGCGACUGACAACCCAGAGCUGACCGACACGGCGUACGUUGCCAUCCUGAGCGAGACGAGCGAGUUCGGGCAGAUCACUCCUGGGAACAGCAUGAAGUGGGACGCGACCGAGCCGAGCCGGGGCACGUUCACGUUCACGAACGGCGACGUCGUCGCGAGCCUCGCGGAAGGCAACGGGCAGCUGCUCCGCGGCCACAACUGCGUGUGGUACAACCAACUGCCGAGCUGGGUCAGCGGCGGCACGUUCACCGCGGCAGACCUGACGGACGUGAUCACCACCCACUGCGGAACCGUCGUGGGACACUACAAGGGACACAUCUACUCCUGGGACGUCGUCAACGAGCCCUUCAACGACGACGGCACCUGGCGCACCGACGUGUUCUACAACACCCUCGGCACCUCCUACGUCCAGAUCGCGCUCGAGGCGGCGCGCGCGGCGGACCCGAACGCGAAGCUGUACAUCAACGACUACAACAUCGAGUCGACCGGCGCCAAGUCCAACGCGAUGCUCGCGCUCGCCAAGAGCCUGCUCGCCGCAGGCGCGCCGCUCGACGGGAUCGGGCUCCAGUGCCACUUCAUCGUCGGUCAGGUGCCCACGAGCCUGCAGACGGUCAUGCAGCAGUUCACCGCGCUCGGGCUCGAGGUCGCGAUCACGGAGCUCGACAUCCGGAUGACGCUGCCCGCGACGGACGCGCUGCUCGCGCAGCAGGAGACGGACUACGAGAACGUCGUGAAGGCGUGCAUGAACGUCGAGGGGUGUGUCGGGAUUACCGUUUGGGACUGGACGGACAAGUAUUCGUGGGUGCCAGGCACGUUCUCGGGACAGGGCGCGGCGUGCCCAUGGGAUGAGAACUUCAACAUCAAGCCCGCGUACAACGGCAUCGCUGCGGCGUUGGCUUGA